Molecule: messenger RNA, 6206 nt
Organism: Hemibagrus wyckioides
Lineage: Eukaryota; Metazoa; Chordata; Actinopteri; Siluriformes; Bagridae
Gene: nectin1a
Product: nectin cell adhesion molecule 1a
Exons: 6
Coding region: 370-1857 (495 amino acids)
Biological process (GO): homophilic cell-cell adhesion; heterophilic cell-cell adhesion; protein localization to cell junction
Cellular component (GO): adherens junction
Source: RefSeq, a predicted model, not a curated record
AGAGGGGAACUGUCCGCGCGCGCAAAAAGGCUAAAAACAGAAUAAAGGAAAGCAAAAAACAGUCAGCAAAUACCAUCAGAGAUCGCAAGCUCUUGUACUGUUAUUGUGACCUGUAGCUCAUUAAUCUCGGUGUCCUGUGCUCGAAGCUGCCCACGCACAGCUGAACAGACAGACAGCGAGAGAGAGAGAGAGAGAGAGAGAGAGAGAGAGCGAGCGCUUUUUCAUCCAGUGUGAAUUUAGAGAGCAGCACUGACUGAACCGGAGAGCACGCGCGCUUUUCAUUUUCCGAUCGCGCGAUUGAUUAAAUCGCCCCGAUAAAUGGGACUCUGGACUAUUUCUCAGCUCAUUACCUGCUCAUAAAGAGAGAUUAUGUUCACUGUGGCUUUCCAGUUUCCUCUGAUCGCCGUUCUUGCAAUAUCAGGCGUUAGCGGUCAGACUGUUCACACAGACAGUGACCGCUCAGGCUAUGUGGGCACUCAGGUGGAGCUGCGUUGCCAUUUUGCCAACAGUAAACCACCGGUGAAGAUCUCACAGGUCACCUGGCAGAAGUCUUUCAAUGGCACCAAGCAGAAUGUGGCUAUCGCCAAUCCGUCUCUGGGUGUGUCCGUGCUUCCAGCUUUUAAAGACCGAGUGAGGUUCAAGAACCCGGCAGUUCGCCUUAGAACAACUUCACUGGAGGACACGACUAUCUUCUUCAAUAACCUGAAACUGUCCGACGAGGCCACUUACAUCUGCGAAUACACCACCUUUCCUGCGGGUAACAGGGAGAGCAUGGUCAAUCUUACUGUUUACGCUCGACCGAUGAUCCAGAUGAGUCUAUCCACACCCACUAUAGUGGCAGGAUCAAAAGAUAUGAAAAUGACCGUAGCAACAUGCGUGUCAGCUAAUGGGAAGCCUCCUGCUGUGAUCACGUGGGACACCGAGUUAGACGGUGAAGCAAACACUGAGGAGAUCAGGAACGCCGACGGGACGAUAACAGUACGCAGCGACUACAUCAUGACACCCAGUCGAGAAGCACAUGAGCAGCGACUCACCUGCAUCUCCACCUACAAUAAUGAUCAGCAAACAGAUAACGUUAUUCUCAACAUACAGUACGAGCCAGACGUGAGCAUUGAGGGUUUUGAUGGAAACUGGUAUAUAAAUCGAGAGAACGUUCAGCUAUCUUGCUUGGCCGAUGCGAAUCCAGCCGUUUCUACGUUUCAGUGGAGAUUUCUGAACGGCUCCAUGCCGAGUACAGCCGAGCAACGUGGAGAGACGCUAAUCUUUAAAGGCCCUGUAACCUAUGAGAUGACGGGGACAUACAUGUGUGAUGCCACUAACAGCAUCGGUACGGGUUCAGCAUCAGUCGAGGUGAUUAUAACAGAGUCCCCUAGCUCCACACAUGCUGAGCAACAGCGAGCAGGCGCUGCUAUUGGUGGAGCUGUUGUGUGUGGUACAGUGCUGCUGGCAGCCAUUAUAUUGUUGGUGGUCUUCUUUCAUCGGCAAAGGCGCACGUUUAAAGGGGAUUACAGCACCAAAAAACAGGUCCUGGCCAACGGCUUUGGCAAAGCAAGCGACUUGUCGUCGUGCCCCUCUCUGCCUCAGAGCCUGACCUAUCCCGAAGAUCUGAACUACCCUGAGGAUGAGAAGAAGCCUGAACUUUAUGGAGGCCCCAGUUUCUUAGGUGAAAGUAUUCCAGAGUUUCAUAACCAUCCUUCCAACAGCAUGAAGACCUACAGUCCGGCGGAGGAGAACAAGAGGUUGAGAUACAAUGAACAGAGCUACAGGGAUGGCUUUGGGUCUGAAUUGGAAGUCUCAGUGGAUAUGGUUCCUCAAAAGGAUGGGUCUGUCAUCUCUAAGGAGGAGUGGUAUGUGUGAAAAGAAAACGAAGGAGGAAAAAAUCUUUUGUAUAUAAUUCAUCGACAUGUCAUCGUUCGAAUUCCUUCCUGCUAGUAAAUAGAGCUUAAAAUCCAAAUAAAUGGGUCAACUUUAUUUAUAUUAACCUCUGGUGUUGUAAUGCAGUCGAGAAUUAUGGGCAUUCGUCAACCUCUCUCUGGUCCUGUUUCUGAUUUGUCACGCACCAAAGUGAAUUACACCACAGUGCUGGUAAAUUCUCCAACAUGAUUGACCUAAAGAUGAUAAAGAAAGUUAUAUACAUACAGCAGCUCUGACACUAGUUCCAGCUACAAGGAAAAUGAUUAUGUGUUAGUUUGAAUACAUUAUUGUUUCUGUGGUAAAAAAAAAAAAAGAAGAAAAAGAAGAAGAAGUCAUGGGGGCUUUUACAUAAAACAAGUGUUACAUAAAAAUAGUGUUAAUAACAAAGAAAGCCAAUCACUGAUAAGGUGAAUAUUUUGAUUUAGAAGAUGUUUAUCUCACAUUUUUGGAAGGAGUCUCCAGUGUCACUCUAUAAAAGUCAGAGGUUACAGUACAGUUAUUAAUUUCAAGAGAAAGUGAAGGAGCGACUGUUUUUUGCUGCUGUAGCAUGCGUGAUAACAGGAACUAGCUUGUUUUUUUAAAUUACAAACAAAUUAAUAAUAUAUAAUAAUAUAUAAGAGGGAUUAAACAGUACAGGAUAUGUGGUUACAGAAAAAAUAAUCAGUUUCAGGCUGGAAAUGGUGGCUAUUGUGUUUUAUUCCUUCCUUCCUUACUUCCUUUGACCCUUUUUUGGAUACUGUCAGUAUUCAUUGUUCAUUGUUAGCACUUAAUAGAGCAGAUAAUGGCACUUUUGAUAGACUUCAUAUAUAUUUAAGUAUGAAUGAAAAGCAUGUUGUGUUGGGAAUCUUUUUUUCCCAGCUCAGCUCACAUACCCUGCACAGCCGAUUCACUCACGCCUGACCUUGGCUUUUAUCAGGACACGGUCACAGAGUGAGACAGUUGAGGAUGAGUAAAGUCAGUGAAGUCUAAACAUCUAGUGGUGGCAAGAAAAGUGUGUGAGAGGUCACAGCACUUCACACGCAUACAGAACGGGUUCAGAAUGAAAUUUUUCAGGCACUUUCUUUACUGUGAAGAUUUUUGCACUGUCGCUGUUAUUCUAGUAGAUAUCGUAGAUGUUUUUUUAAAUAAGAGGACAAAAUGUCAAAUUUCAACAUAAAAAAAAGUGUCAACAGACACUAAAAAUCAACAACAUAAAAGAAAAAGCAGUUUAUUAACACCAAACGAAACAUAGAGCAAGUUUCUGCAAGCACAGCCACAAAAACUUUUUACGACUGCUUUCUAAUAAACUGUGAUGAGGCAAAACACAUGGAUUACUGACUUGGCAUUUCCAUUGUUACUUUCCUAACAAACAGAGCUUCAUGACAAUGCCAAACAGUUUUUUUUUGUGUCAGACAUAAUGAAGUGAGCUGGUCGAAAAUUGAAAUAGAUUACAAUGUUUAGCUAAAUACUGCAAUAACAAUCGACGUGCAGUUCAUACACUCAUGCCUGAUUACCCCUAACAUGAAGUUGAAUAGGUUGUGUCCAGCAUACAAAAUGAACCCCAGGAAACAAAUACGUGUCUAAUCACAAGGUCACAUCAGUAAAUAUACCUGUUUGUAUCAGAAGAGCAAAAUCUGAUGUUUUUCAAUGCUUUUCGGCAUCUGAUAUGAUUGACUGCGCCAGAAGCCUUUGGUAAACAGUGAAGAUUUAGGUGCAGGGUUUUAUAGCAUCUGUGGGAUGGAGCUUAGUUACAAAUGCACUUUUAUUUCCCAAAGUGUUAGUGUGAGUGCUCAGAGUGAGACUUAUAUCAUUGUGUUGUUAAAUCCAGGCCCAGAUGGUGUCGUGAUGUGUAGCUGAAUUAUGCCUGAAGCCAGACUCCAUUUAGAUUUUUACAUAUUGUUACUGCAUUAAAGGUGCAGUUUGUAAUGUUUAAACAUGUUUCUUUCUGUUGUAAUUAUAGUCAUAAAAUAAUUACCCACGGUUUUUGUUUACUUUUUUGCUGGCUGGGAGAUUAGCUCCUCCCUCACCCAGAGCAGAGCUGCUCAACACUGCUCCUCUUCCUUAUGCAUAAGCAGCAUUUCUGUGCAGUUUUGAAUGGAAGCCUAGUGUGUUUAUCCGCUUGGCGUACUUCAUUUAGGCGGUGUUAGAAGACAGCAAUCCACAGCUGCUGCAUCUUUUAGGGCUGCAGAGAAACAAAUGCAAAGGGAAGACUAUAUUCUUUAAGCAAGGAACUACAUUUUAAAGGAGAUAAGGAAAUACUGGUCCAGCUGCACAGUGAAAAUGAAUAUGUAAAUAAGAGACUGUAGCAGAAGCAACUGUAGGAUUUUUUUUCUUACUUAAGGCAUGGUCUACCAUCAACCAACCAACUGCCAUUUUAAUACCAAUACAAGACACUGAAAAUAAGUGAAAAUGAUUAUGAUGGGAAAAAUGACGUCUACGCAUCCUUUUCCUCCUGCAGUAACUCUAGUUCUCUCCUUAGCUCAGAGUAUAGCAAGCUGGCUAAUAGCUUUCAGACAGAAACAGGAGAAAUGCACACUCACGGUUAAAAACGGACGGAUCAUACUGCCGAAUUUGUUGGAAAGUAACUAUAGUGCAAUCACUGAGUAAAGCAAUGUAUACAAUCAGCUGUUCUGUAUGUAUGUUAUGAUAAUCCAAAUAAGCAUUUGGAUGUGUCACACUCAAACACACACACAAAACCUGGCUCGACAUAAUUUGUUUGCUAAUUGGGAAGACAUCACUAUGGCAUUUUUGGUUUACAGUUAAUGCAUGCUCUUAAACUUCAGCUUCUAAUUUUAUAGCUUUAAACAAGUUGUAAUAUUUAUCAUGCUACUUGUAGUCAGUCCUGUGAUAGCAGCUAAACGAUGCUGCAAUAUGUAUGUUACUCUACUGGAGCUGAAAGUGCUUAUCAACAUGUCGUGAGUGCGGAGAUUAAAUAAAUCAUCAUUGCUGAUAGAGCGCUGUCUCACAACACCGACUGGUUUAAAUCUCCUAAUCAAAUAUAGGUAAAAGUAGCAGUUGAUCAACAAAUAACAUUCCAAGCUCAAAAAUAACGUCCUAACUGCAGAACUAAAAGUCCAUUAGAUGGACCAGCUAGCUAAUCCAGCCAAUCCUAUCGUCAGGCUGUUAUUAAGCAUGUUGUUUUAUGUUGUACACUGUUGUCUGAGGUAAGGUUAGGCUUAUAGGAGAACUUGGAUCAGCUCCAGCUCUAUCUCUGGACUUUUUGAUUUUGCACACGAGGGCUAUCUUACAUCUUCCCAAUUAGCCGACAAGGUUUUUUUUUUUUUUUUCAAAGUCAUUGAAACAGAAAUGAAGCACAUUGUGCAAAAGUAUGUGUGCCGUCUCAGGAAGCUGUGACCAUAUAGGGAAAGGAAACUGGCUGGGGGUGACAGUCGCUUGUGCUGAGAGGAUGGGAUCAGUUCGGCUGUAAAAGCAAACAAAUUUAUCACCAGAUUAAAACAAAGCUGAGCUAGACAAAAUGGAUGAUGAAUUAAUUCUGAAACACGAGAUAUAAACUGAAGUAGUGGCAAUUCAACUAUCAUUUAGCAUCAAAACAUGUCUAGUAAAUGUAUUUAGUACAAUCAUGUCCAAUCUUAUCAGCAGAUGGUGGUGAAAACAUACAAAGGCUGCAAGCUGGUUAAAUAUCUGCACUUCAGACUCCAUAAUAGUUACUAUUUUAGAGCUGCAUGAAUUCCUUAUGGUUUAUAGAUAUAGAUAUAUACAGCAAGAUGCUGUGCAUGCGUUGCAUUAUCAACUCCACCAAAGACUCUUACAGAAGUUAACUUGUUCUACCAAAUGACAGAAAAGCUCUUAAAUUCAUUCAUGGUUUGAUGUGUAAGAUGUAAUUUAUUGACUUAAAAACACACUAAAUCUGUUCUUGUACAUAUUUGUUGUAUAAAUGUCUUGUAGUGUAACUGGUUCUGUGCAAAGGGAAAGCAGUAAAACAUGUAUAAUGUGUAUAUGUUGUGCUCAAAUACAGUUCUUUUCACCAAAGUGUUAUAUAUUCCUGAAAUGUGAUGACUUUUUUUUUUUCUUUUGCUUUUGCACAUGGAUAUAAUUACUCUGUAUACUGUUUUGUAAAUAAUUGAAAUCUGUUGAGUGCCGUGCAAUAAGUCACUAUUGUGAAAUUACUUAUGCUGUACAAUAUACUGUAUAUUUCCACUGGCAUGUCAUUUGUUAAAUUAAUGCAUCAUUUUCUUGUGGGUGUAAUUGUAUUUUAUAGUUUAAGUGUAGCCUGCAUAUGUAUUUGUUGGGAUUUCUGGGCAUAAGCACAUGAAUUGUUCUUUUGCAAAUAAAAAGUGAAAAUUCAUCCGUAC